Molecule: messenger RNA, 5690 nt
Organism: Phlebotomus papatasi
Lineage: Eukaryota; Metazoa; Arthropoda; Insecta; Diptera; Psychodidae
Gene: Arpc2
Product: probable actin-related protein 2/3 complex subunit 2
Exons: 6
Coding region: 210-1115 (301 amino acids)
Biological process (GO): Arp2/3 complex-mediated actin nucleation; actin filament polymerization
Cellular component (GO): actin cytoskeleton; Arp2/3 protein complex
Molecular function (GO): actin filament binding; structural constituent of cytoskeleton
Source: RefSeq, a predicted model, not a curated record
AUUCGGGAUAGUGGUGAAUUGGCAUCGGCUGUCUGCGUGACGUCACCCUGUCAAAAAAAAAUUAUCAAUUUUCAUCGUGAAGAUUUUUUUUCCUGGAGAGUUUUUCCGCAUUUUCCGCCUAUUUUGAUACACUUUACAAAUGUUAACUAGUGGAGAAUAUUAUUAGAUAGUUAGAUAAAUACAUUUUAGGACAGAGUUCAUGUGUAAAAAUGAUAUUACUCGAAAUCAAUAACAAAAUAGUGGAGGAAACUCUUACAGUGAAAUUCAAAAAUGCUCUCGCUGGGCAGAGACCAGAGUCGAUUGAUGUCAAAGUGGCGGACUUUGAUGGGGUGCUCUUCCACAUUUCCAAUGUGAAUGGAGACAAGACUAAAGUUAGGACGAGUAUAUCGCUCAAGUUCUACAAACAGCUCCAGGAACAUGGAGCCGAUGAGUUACUGCGGCGAGAAUAUGGAGAUUUGCUCACAGACACUGAAGAUGGGUACAAUGUAUCAGUGUUGAUUGAUUUGGAAAAUAUUCCGGAUGAUUGGGAGGCAGUAGCCCAAAGAAUUGGACUGCUCAAGAGAAAUUGCUUUGCUUCGGUGUUCGAGAAGUACUUUGACUUCCAGGAACAAGGGGAAGAGGGUCAGAAACGAGCUGUCAUCAAUUAUCGCAAUGAUGAGACGAUGUAUGUGGAGGCCAAGGCUGAUCGUGUCACUGUCGUCUUCAGCACAAUCUUUCGCGAUGAGGACGAUGUGGUACUGGGUAAAGUGUUCAUGCAGGAACUUCGUGAGGGCCGACGAGCAUCUCAUACGGCACCCCAAGUACUGUUCUCUCAUAGAGAACCACCCUUGGAACUGGCCAAUUCUGAUGCACGUGUAGGAGAUAACAUCGGCUAUGUCACCUUUGUCCUCUUCCCACGACACACAAAUAAAGAGACACGGGAUAAUACGAUAAAUUUGAUACACAUGUUCCGGCACUAUUUGCACUAUCAUAUUAAGUGUUCGAAGGCAUACAUCCACUCGAGAAUGCGAGCUAAAACAACAGAAUUCCUCAAGGUGCUCAACCGAGCUCGUCCUGAGCCAAAAAUUACAGAAAAGAAAACCAUUACUGGUAGAACUUUUGUUAGGAAGGAAUGAUCAUGGGAAUUCAUCUAGUUUCACUAAUAAACUUUGAAAAACAAAAGCAUGUAUGAUAGGGAAGGCAUUUGAUAAAAAAAAGAAAGAAGUUUAGAAAAAAAGAAAUUAAAAAGUUACAAUGAGAAAUUUUGAUGCAGAUAACAGAAAAUGUCGAGUAAUUAGUAAUUUAAAUGAAAUAUUUUUCAUUAAUCUUUAAAAAAAAGGAGAAAAAAAUAAUAGAAUUUCAAUGGACAAAUGCAGAAGAUGAAAUCAUUUUACAUUUUUAGUCACACUGUUCACAACAUUAUUGUAAAAUGUGAUUCUUAAUUUUUAUUUUAAUCCUCAGUUUAUUUUAAAUCAAUAAAAAAAUGUAUAGUUCGGCAAUGGCGAAAUGCUAAUAGACACAGAAUUCCAAUGAUUCAGAUUAUGAUCGUAUUGUAAUGUGAGAAAUUUUCGUGCAUUUUAACGUUUUCAGAAAAUGAUGAAGAGGUGUUUACAUAACUCUUCGGCAUUACUUUACAUUACCGUCACGUUUUUUUCUUCUAAAUUUCUUACUUUCCAAAGAGACUAGGGUUAAAUUUUCUGAAAUAUUUCAUCUACGAAUUAUUUUAGGCCCCGCCCCAUAAAGAGUUGUGAUCAAAUUUGGUUUUACUUUAUAUUUGGUAUUGUUGGUAAGAUUUCGCGGUCCUUUCCUUCCAUAUCAGGUCCUUCAUAUAAAAUUAUUUGAUUAGACUGAUUAGACUAUUCUACACAGUAAAUACGAGUUGAGAUUUCCUUUGUUGGAAUCCAGAAAAUUAAAGGAUAAUCGUUGUAAUUUUCCAAUGUAAAAAGUACUACGAUUAUCAUGUACAACGGGACUAACACGAUAAUCGUGGUAAUAUUUCACAAGAUUAUCGGAGCAGAACAUUAAUUUUUCAACCGAAAGUACAACGAAUACAAUGAUUAUCAUUUGGAAUUUCAACUUUCGAGUUACUUUUACUUGAAUUGAAAUAAUAUUUGCUCGUUUGCACGAUAAUAUUCUUAAAAUUCAAGUUUCAGUUGGAUAUGAACACUAACGCCAAUCAUUGGAAAUAUUACAACGAUAAUAGUUAUAUUACUAUUAUUAUAUUUUCCUUAGUUGAAUUCGUUGAAUUCCAAAAAAAAUCACACGAUAAUCGUUGUAAUUUUUCAAUGUAAAAAGUACUACGAUUAUCGAGUGUAAUGGGAGUAACACGAUUAUACUACUAGUUAUAUUUUCUACGAUUUAUCGUAGCAAAUUGUUCAUUUUUCAAUUUUUUCAAGUAAAACAACUGCAACGAUUAUCAUUUGCUAUUUUAAUUUUCUGGUUGACUAUUACAAUAAUUAUCGUUUUAUUUUCGGGUAUACAAACUGAUCUUUACUCGUCUUUACGAUAAUACACAGUUCUAUGAUAAUCAUUGGAAAUAUUACAACGAUGAUCGUUACACUUCCAUUGCACAGUAAAAAAGAGUUGAAAUUUCCUUAGUUGAAUUCCAAAAAAAUCACGCGAUAAUCGUUGUAAUCUUCCUAUGUAUACAGUACUACGAUUAUUGUGUGUAAUGGAAGUAACACGAUUAUACUACUACACAGUAAAAAAUAAUUACAACGAUUAUAGCGUGUAAUGGGAGAGCAUUGAUAAUUGUAGUAAAUUUGCAACGAUUAUCGUAGUAAGCAAAAUCGAAAAGCAAACAAGUUGAAUUUUCAUAGUUGAAAAGCAAACUAAGUUGAAUUUACCUUCAACAAUUGUACUGAAAUUACACAAAAUAAAAAGAAGAAGAAUGAGUUCAAACGAAAUUAGUUGAAAGUUGAACUUUUUGCUGCGAUAAUUGAUUGAAAAAUUACUACGAAAAUCGAAUUGAUUCUAUUACACGCGAUAAUCGUGGAAAUUUUCAAUCAGUCAGUUAAAUGAAGUUUAUGCCAUUUUGUUGCUUCAUUUUAUUACUAUUAUAGUAAUUAUUACUACUAUUUAUUGUACGUAGGCCAUUACCGAGAGUUUAAUUUUACUAGUUUUGCAAUCUAAAUGAUUCCUUUGUACUUGAAAGUUGAUUUUUUUAGUGGUUUGUAAUUCGAAAUUUCAACUAGUUCAAUUCAACUAAUGGAAUUCAACCUGCCAAUUUCAUCUCGUUUUUACUCUGUAGUUAUAUUUGCUACAAUUUAUUGUAGCAAAUGUUUCAUUUUUUAAUUUUCUGGUUGACUUGUUACAACGAUUAUCGUUUUAUUUUCGUCAAUUUAACUGAUCUUUACUCGUCUUUACGAUAAUCGUUGUAAAAUUUAACUUCAAUUGAAAUAUAAACAGUUCUAUGAUAAUAAUUUAAAAUGUUACAACGAUAAUCGUUAUACUUCCAUUGCGCAGUAAAAAAAAGAGUCGAAAUUUCUUUAGUUGAGUUCCAAAAAAACGCGCGAUAAUCGUUGUAAUUUACUGUUGUAAAAAGUACUACGAUUAAUGUGUGUUUUGGGACUAACACGAUUAUCCCGGUUAUAUUUACAGCUAUUAUCAUUUGAUAUUUCAAUUUUCUGGUUGAUUAUUACAGCGUUUAUUGUUUUAUUUUCGAAAAUUCAACUAGUCUAUACUUGGUUUUACGAUAAUUUUCGUAAAAUUAAAAAUUCAGGUGAAAACUGAACACCGCUACGAUAAUUAUUGAAAAUAUUACAAGGAUAAUCGUUAUAAUUCCAUUGAACAGUAAAACAAGUUGAAAUUUCCGUAGUUCAAUUAAAAAAAAAAAACACAGAAUGACCAUUGUAAUUUACCAUUCUAAAAAUACUACGAUUAUCCUAUGCAAUAGGAGUAAAAUAAUUAAUUAUCUUGUGCAAUAGGAACGAGUGACACGAUUAUAAAUAGUAAUAUUCCCGAAGAUUAUCCAGGCACAAUGUUCAAAUUUUAACUUCUUAGGUGACUAUUACAACUAUUACAACGAUUAUCCUUUUUUUUUUGUUCUUAAUAAUUCAGGUAGAAAAUUUUCACUAAUCUACUCGUUUUUACGGUAAUCUUUGUUAAAUUCAACUUCCGGUGGAGUAGUGAACAAUGCUACGAAAAUCACUGGAAAUAUUACUAGGAUAACAGUUUUAUUAUCAUUACAUACGAUAAUCAUAGUGCUUUUUUACAUGUACUGUUUGUGAAAUCUUUUUGUCGACCCCUUUUAGAAUUUUUUCAAUUAUGAAGUGAAUAUCAAAAAGCCCAGAAAAGCUGUAAUUCAUAUCUAAAUUGGGAAUAUUAAGCAUCAGCAGCGAACUGUUGAAGAACUGAAGUUUUUCAAUAACUGCACAGAAAUAAAUCAGUUUUUUAAGCAGUCCAGGGUUCAAUUGGAGGACUAUUGUUUUCACGAAUCUGCAACCAAUGCAUUUAAGUAACUUUGUGUCAAAUUUGAGUUAUCUUGUAAUAAGGGUUCAGAAGUUAUAAUAAAAUUAAUUCCCGUUUUUCCUAAACAUGGCGAUAAGUGGUUAGUCCACCCUAUAGAAAAUUAUAUAAAUAAUAAUUUAGUACUGUAUUUAUCGUGAAAAUAAUGACGUUUCCAUUUAGAGUAGCGAAAAGUUUCCAUUUGGAGUAGGUUUUGAAUUAGCUUAAUUUACCCUAAAUGUUUGUGAAUUUCCACUAAAAUUAUUUUUUAAAUUACUUUUUCUGUGUAGUGCUCAGCGCACAAUAAUUUUUGUUUUGUAAACAUGUUUUUCACAUUUCAAUGAGAGUGAAUGAAACGUAGAUCUAGUCAUCUCGCUCUCUCUCAUAGGAAAUUAUGAAAACAUGUUUACAAACAAAAGUUAUUGUGUGUUGCCCAUGACGUUAAAAGGGGGCGUUGUCUACGAAAUAUGGGCGGAGCUUAUUUGACAGUUCAGUAUAAAAGAUCUCCAAGUAAGAAAUUUAAAAGAAAAACACAGUUAAAAGGUAAAUGUGUCUGCUCUUUUCUCGUCUAACAAUGUAAGUGAACAAUCGACAACUGAUGAAAAAUAUUCAAUUAAAAAUUUACCUAAUAUGAAAAAAAAGAAACGUAGUAUUAAAUAAGUAUGUUGACUAUUUGUUAAUAUAGAAAUGAGAAAAAAAUACUAUAUAUUCUUAAUAUAAAAGGAAAUGCAAGCGAUAGAAUGGAAAUAAUGAACAGUUUUCUCUAGAAUGCCCCAUUUAUGAUAAUGAAAAACUCAACAAUCACUAAUUCACACCUCCUUAAGCACUUAACUAAGAAAGAAGACAUUUAAUAAAAAAGAUUACUAAAAAAAAAAGAAAAAUGCUACAUUUAGAGGACAAGAUGAAAACAAGUAAAUACUGUAAUAACUAGAAAUUUCUUAUAUUUAGCAGAGGAAGAGGGAGAAGGAGAGAAAUCUAUCGCAAAAAAAUCUGCACAAAAAAAACUGAUGGAUACAAAGUAUAUAAAAGAAAGAAUAUUGACACGGACUAAUAAAUAUAAUUGUAUAAUUUCUUUUUCCCGGAAAGAGAAAAAAAAAAGUGUGAAGUGUGUCAAAGCUGCCAAAAAAUCCCAGAUUAUCUUUAAAAUUUUACAUCAAUUAUGAGAAUAACAUUUAAAAAGAAAAUGAAAAGAUAAAAGAAUUCUAGCGCGAAAUGAUACAAUGUAAUGGAUUAAUGGUAAAAAUUAAAAUGUUUAUUUGAUAUCA